Brassica napus (rape) is the source of this 1147-nucleotide messenger RNA. RefSeq lists its product as uncharacterized. The transcript has 2 exons. Bases 908 to 1114 code for a protein of 68 amino acids. The record is from RefSeq and is a predicted model, not a curated record. NCBI's taxonomy places the organism in Eukaryota, Viridiplantae, Streptophyta, Magnoliopsida, Brassicales, Brassicaceae.
UAAUUUGCAUGCAUCCCUUUUUUCUUUUGAAACUGAAUUGAUCACAUCCGUUCUCGGUAUAAACAUAGUGUUGCACUCAAUUUUAACACAGAUAAUAUGAUUCUUUAUAAUAUUGGGAAACAAAAGGUUUGGUCUUAAUAAUAUUGAUGUUAAUAUAGUUUUUUCUGUCGAAUAAUCAAAAACAGAAAAAAAAACGUUCAUUUUAUACAUAAAAGCGUAUUUGAUGAAAUGAUCACAUGCCAGUUGGGAUAUAGAAGGAAAAAAUUGAUGCAAUCAAGCAAAAGUCAACUAUGCGAAUAAUGCACCGGUUGAUAGGUUAAGACAUCUGCCAUGAUCGCUUAUAGCAUAGGCCUCCCCAUUUGAUGAGAGGAUUGAGCCGACGGCUAAACAAAGCAAUGCCUACCAUGUAGCUGGGGGCUAUCCUUAGCUCUGGCGUGGCUAAAAAAUGAUAUUCUCUAAAAAAUUGUUUUAUAAAAGUUGAUAGUGAUAUUUUUCUAAAAAAAUAUUUAUAGUUUAUUUCAAAUCGAGACUUUUAUUCAGAAUAAGUUUUGUUCUUUUUUCUUUUUGAAGUGACUUAAAGUUCUCUAAAAGUUGAUAGUGAUAUUUUCUAAAAAGAAUAUUCAUUGUUUGUCAUGUAAUUAUGUUUUCUUAAAUAUGUUUAUUUAAAAAAUGUAACUAUCAAUAAGUAAGGUCUACAUCUUUCAUAUAUUUUAAGAUAAUAUAGAUAUCGUAUUAUAAACCCUCAGUAGCAAAUUAAAAAAAAAUGAAAAUCAAACAAAAAGAGUGAAUAAAAUUUUUAAAAAGUCAACAAGUCCACAGAAACAGAGAUAUACCGGAAUAAACCGUUUCGGUUUAAGAUUAUCGGUUCUAAUUAUGGCUUUCCUUGGAGAAAACAGAGUCCUCCAAGAUGGAGAAGAAGAAGCAGAGAUCAGAGGUUUCGUCAACGGAAGCUGUUCUUCUCGAAGCUCUAGCUCCAGGCGUCAACGCUCCAACAUGGAACACUCUCAAAUUAUCGUUUCUUAUGCUGGGUCUCUGUCUCACUUUCAUGCUCUCCAUAGCCUUCACUAGUGGCCAAUCCAUGUUGCUUGUUCAUGUUGGCUUUCUCAUCGUAUAAACGUUCAUUUUAAUACAUCCAAACUUUUUCUUA